AUGCUGCUUCACCACAAGUCUUACGCAUUUCCUAUGCAUAUGCACUUUGUUUCAAAAUCUUCUGUGAGCAAUUCGGCUGAUAUCCGCAUUCACAAUUCUCAAGAAGAAGAUUUCACUUUAUUUGUUAACAAAUCGCAGAUCUCACUAUUGAAGAAUUUUCUAAUAAAUUCCUUCAGACAAGAAUUGAGACUCAUAGACCAAGGAAUUACCUUUUAUAAAUAA
Messenger RNA from Blepharisma stoltei, 222 nucleotides. The record is from the annotation of a GenBank genome assembly. NCBI's taxonomy places the organism in Eukaryota, Ciliophora, Heterotrichea, Heterotrichida, Blepharismidae.